UAAAAUGUUUCCCACAAGCAAAGUAUUGAAAAAGUCCAGCUUUGACUGUAUUCCUGAUCACCCACUCAACUCAGAUUUGGUAAAAAAAUUGAAGUAUGCUCUGGAAACCGGGAAUAAGAAGACAGUGACGGAUUUGAUUUGUACCAAAGUUAAGCACGUGAAUGCCACCAUAGAACUAUCGAACGAUGACUGGAUGAAGGAACCUUCAGCUCAGCUGCACCCUUUGGUGCUAGUAGGAGACCUGAGAAAUCUCCAGGUCCUGAUUGAUAAAUACUAUGAAGAUGUGAAUGUGGUUUUUGAGAUCAAUAAAGAUGAGCUGGAAUGGCAAGUGAAAAGCCAGGCCUCUUUUGGACUGUCAGGCUUGUGGUCCCUAGAGUACAAAAGGGAGUUGACCACCCCACUGUGUAUUGCUGCAAGCCAUGGGCACACAACCUGCCUACGUCACCUGCUCUUUUGGAGGGCAGACCCCAACUUGGCUCCAGGAAGCCUAAGUGCUCUGCAUGAGGCCUGUGCAGGGGGCCACACAGACUGCGUAGAGCUGCUACUGGAGCACAAAGCCAACCCCAACCUCCUGAGUGAUGAAGGCUUGGCACCACUUCACCUGUGCACCAAACAGAACACACUGGGAUGUGCGAAGCUUCUAGUGAAAUACGGUGCUAAAGUUGACCUGCCAAGUGAAGACACCCAAGAAACACCACUUCACAUAGCAGCUAAGCACGGGCUUUAUGAGCAUGCCCACUUGUACUUGAGGUAUGGUGCUAAUGUGGAUAAGAAGAACAGUCAGGAAGAAACAGCACUCAGUGUGACUUGUGGACAAGGAAAAAAUGUUGAGGACCAAGAAAUCUACUUACAGAUGUGCAGAUUGCUGAUUAUGUAUGGAGCAGAUGUAAAUACCACAGAUGAAGAACAGAAAAGCCCGCUCCACAAAGCCUGCAAAAAUGCUAAUUACAGCUUGGUCCAGUUUUUGCUGCAGACUAAAGCAGAUGUGAAUGCUAUAGACUACAAUGGAUCCUCCCCAAUGGCUUGCGUUCUGCAGACUGCAGCAUUCAAGCAGGAGCUGAGGCCACAUCUCACAGUGCAGACACUGCUCAACUAUGGCUCCCAAAAAAUAUGGCCUACAGCCUUUGUAAAGGUGUUGAGGUCAUGUGCAUCUGUGCCAGAGAUCAUCGAAAUCCUCUUCAACUCCUACUCUCAGAUCCCCAUUCCUGAGAAAUGGAUUGAAGCUAUCCCAGAGGAAAUAUUUCAGAGGCACAUCACUUUCUAUGAAUCUGUCUUUAAGCUGUCAUGCAGAGCCCGGUGUCUGCAACAUCUGUGCCGCUUUGCCAUUCGGAAAAAGUUUGGCCACCAAUGCCACUCCCUUAUCCCUUUACUACCAGUGCCCAAAUCCCUACAAAACUACCUGCUGUUAGAACCUGAAGGAAUACUGCUUUGAAGAGCUGAUAAGAACCAAACUAAAAUCUUCCUGAAGUCUUCUCACUGACUGAUCUCCACUUUGUUGUAUUUACAGUAGGACUUUUUGUUUCAUUAGAGUUAAAAACCUAUUUCCAUCAUAAUUGGGGGGGGGUUCAGUGGUUUAUAAUAUAAACACACAUUUUCUUUGAGCUGAAACUUUGUAUAGAAUUUUUUAAUCACACUUCAUAUUAUGGUUACACUUACAGGGAGUGAAUAAAUGCUUAGCAGGGGUUAUAAGCAAGGUAUAUGUGAAUUUUAUGUGUUAUAAGGGAUUAAUUGAAAUGAAUAGAAUUACUUACUAGCAUAAAUAUAAGUAUGCAUGUAAGGAUCAGCAAGAUCCAGCCCAUGGGUUGCACCAGUGAUUUUAGUAAGGUCUCUCCAGCAAGCAAAAUAAACAGAACUGGUCUUUA
This is a messenger RNA of Alligator sinensis (Chinese alligator), 1862 nucleotides long. It is a transcript of the gene ASB18, whose product is annotated as ankyrin repeat and SOCS box containing 18. The record is from RefSeq and is a predicted model, not a curated record. The transcript has 6 exons. Gene Ontology annotation, cellular component: membrane; synapse; axon initial segment. NCBI's taxonomy places the organism in Eukaryota, Metazoa, Chordata, Crocodylia, Alligatoridae. Gene Ontology annotation, molecular function: transmembrane transporter binding. Gene Ontology annotation, biological process: positive regulation of protein catabolic process; protein ubiquitination; neuronal action potential. The coding region runs from base 5 to 1432 and encodes 475 amino acids.